AUGCCUGCCUCGCGUCGUGGAAGUGGUAGCUUCACGCUAACUACUGGUCAGACAAUCGCCAUUCAUACCCGGACGCAAGAUGAGGAAGACCUCCCGCAUGCAACAAAGAGGACGAUGGCUGACCACUUGAGAAAAUACGAGAGUUUGUUCACACUCACACCGCAGAGGAUGCGGAUGAUUGUCGAGGCUUUUACUGAGACGCUCGAACUUGGUUUGAACAAGCCCAAUCAGAUUGUACCUAUGAUUCCGACGUACGUGUUUGGAUGGCCAACAGGUCAGGAGAAAGGAGAUUUCCUUGCUCUUGAUCUUGGUGGAACAAAUUUGCGUGUUUGUCUUGUGACCCUUCAGGGAGAAGGAAAAUUCGAGAUUUCCCAAACCAAAUAUCGUUUGACUGAGGAGCAAAAACAAGAUGAUGGGCAGAAAUUGUUCGAUUUCUGUGCUGAAUGCUUACAUACAUUUGUUGAAACCAACACGGGCGAGGACGCGGGCCAACUGAAGCCUGGUCAAUCCCUACCUCUUGGCUUUACCUUCUCCUACCCUUGCUCGCAGGAACGCAUCGAUCACGGCGAGCUCAUCCGCUGGACCAAGGGUUUCGGAGCUGGAAAUACGGAGGGUAGGGAUGUUGCCGAGAUGUUCAAGAAGUCCCUUGAGAAAUACCAAUUGCCCGUCAAAUUGACCGCUCUCAUCAAUGAUACAACUGGAACAUUGAUAGCGUCACACUAUGUAAAUCCUAAGACGAAGAUCGCGGUUAUCUUCGGAACUGGUUGUAACGCUGCUUAUAUGGAACACGUCAAAGAUAUCACCAAAAUAAACCAUUUGGGUAUCGAUCCUGGAGCUGAGAUGGCGAUUAAUUGCGAAUGGGGUGCCUUUGAUUCAUUCGAACACGAGCAUCUGCCUCGCACGAAAUACGACACGAUCGUUGAUGAUACCUCAAAUAAGCCUGGUGAACAGGCGUUUGAAAAACUGAUCUCUGGCCGAUACUUGGGCGAGAUUUUGCGACUAGUUCUUUGCGAGCUCAUCGACGAAGGCGUACUCUUCCUGGGACAGAACACUUACAAACUCGAGAAACCAUACUGCUUCGACACAGCAUUCUUGUCUCUCAUGGAGAGUGACCCAACGGACGAACUUCUCAUGGUGAUCGGAAUCUUCACACACUUCUUCGCCCUCGAGACGACGCUCGCGGAACGGCAGUUCUUCCGGGCUCUUGCCAAACUCAUUGGAAGACGUGCGGCUCGUUUAAGCGCUUGUGGUAUUGCCGCAAUCGUCAGCAAGAUGGGUUAUCUCGAGGAGGGCUGUUCGGUUGGGGCGGAUGGCUCCUUGUACAACAAAUACCCUGGGUUUGCCGAUCGCGUGCACGAAGGUUUGCAGGACAUCUUCGGCGAUAAGGGACGCAACAUCGUUACAUAUCACGCCGAGGAUGGCAGCGGUGUAGGUAGUGCGAUCAUUGCAGCCAUGACGAAGCAAAGGAAGGAUGCCGGGUUGUACCUUAAUGUCUGA
This is a messenger RNA of Suillus bovinus, 1497 nucleotides long. RefSeq names its product hexokinase. Gene Ontology annotation, biological process: glucose 6-phosphate metabolic process; intracellular glucose homeostasis; glycolytic process. Gene Ontology annotation, cellular component: cytosol; mitochondrion. The transcript has 14 exons. Gene Ontology annotation, molecular function: mannokinase activity; ATP binding; D-glucose binding. Bases 1 to 1497 code for a protein of 498 amino acids. NCBI's taxonomy places the organism in Eukaryota, Fungi, Basidiomycota, Agaricomycetes, Boletales, Suillaceae. The record is from RefSeq and is a predicted model, not a curated record.